Molecule: messenger RNA, 8850 nt
Organism: Pocillopora meandrina
Lineage: Eukaryota; Metazoa; Cnidaria; Anthozoa; Scleractinia; Pocilloporidae
Source: the annotation of a GenBank genome assembly
AGGUGGUUCCUGUUUCUGUACUGUUCCAUUGUACAACUAUUCAACCACUGUUCAGCCGAAAGCGAAGAAGUGAUUCAAGUGGAUACAUUUCUAGCGAGUGUAAACUUAAGCGAACAAAAAGUAUUCUUCGUGAGAAAUAACUUGGAGGUAAGUCGAUUACACAACAGUGAAAAUUAUAUUCAUUAAGGAUUGUAUCGAAACAUAUUUAUCCAUAGAGGAUGGUAAUUAAAAAGAGGGGAAAACAAAAACAAAAGCGAAGCAAAGCAAGGCAAAGCAAAAAGAAGAAGAGGCCUACAAAACAUACCAGGACAAACAGCCAAACAAGGAAAACUAUUUCUCUACUAUAAUAUUUUCUGAAAUUUUGGAUUCCAGGGUGACAUAGAAUUCCAAGAGAGUCAAAAUACUUCAUUAAAGGUCCAUGUUUCCGGAGAGGAUAGAGAUUUUGAACGUAUAAGGAUUGAGUACGAUGUUCUUCAUGAAGAGGAUAUUGUUGACAUACAAGUGGUAAGCUAGCUAUGAAUUCAAAUUUGAACAAAUUCCCAUUGAGAGUCGUAAAACCAAAAGCGAAAUAAAAGAAAAACGCAUCAACCAUUUAGAAGAAAGGAAAACACAUGUGGCUAAGUCGUGGUUGUCUUUUGUCUUAAACGCUAUCGGUUGAGAAAGUGGCACGGGUUUUCUGGACCAAUCACGGAGAGAAGUAGAAUAGAACCAAGAAAUCGCCAAUUAUCUUCAAUCGGAAAUCCCUCUAAUAUCGAUCCUUGUGAAUUUAAAUCAUAGAGGCACACUGAGACUUAUUUAGUAUAUAUUACACGGGCGUUUUCAGAACUUUCCAACUUCUGUUCAGCGCGUUAUUGGUGGACGAGAAGUGAAACUAUUUACUUUCCACGUCUCCAGAAUGCUUAAGUUUCCUUCUGUUUCUAUGACCUGGUUGUUACUGUAAGCGCCUACAUGUCCCCUUUUAUCGCCGGUUUCAGAAAUAUUUCUUACUGUCUUACAUUUUCUCCAAAAUGACUAUAUUGCUGCAUUUUUCUUGUCAUAAUACUGACACGUUCUCUUUUUCUUCUAGUUCAUUUUGCCCGAGACAACAACAAACUGGUCAAUAGUAGGAGGUCUUGUUGCAGGGGCUGGAAUCUUUCUGAUAGUCAUCAUUGUCGUAUUGAUUAUUUGCGUGUUCAAAAGGAGAGUAAGAAAGCGACAGUACGGGUGUACCCUGACAGGAAAAGAAGCAGACGAGGAAUUUGAAAUGAGAAAACGCGGUACAGCUGUUGCAGGUAUAUACCUUCUUAGUCGUAAUAAUCACAGGAGUAGGCUGAAUGUAAUACUGUAUUAGAUACAGUAGCAGUUCGACUUCUUUGGCGAAUCGUUCGAAGUAAAAGUGACAAGUGGCCGUUUCAUCAGUCAAAUUAAAAUGAAACCAAAAAAAUGAAUAAACUAAUAAAGUGGUAAAUAAGCAGCAGGCCUCACGAACGUAUCUUUUUCCCUCCUUUCACAAGAAAAACUUACAAUGUUUGAAGAUUCAAAGAAAGAGAAAAUGAUGUGCGAUCAACAGGACGGCAAAUGCUACAGGCAAUUGAUAAAUCGAAGUCCUUGGAUGGAAAGUGAGUACUUGUAGAUAUUGGUUCGUCCCAUUUAAGGAUUGCAUUUUAAGCGAUGGCCGAGCGAUGACCGAGAAAGCUCAAAAUCAAAUCUUAUUUUGAAUAAAACCUUAUUUUACAAACUUUUUUCUUUAAAUGAAGGGAAAAUUGCUACUUUCGAAACUCCACAAUUACCAGUUGAAGAGGACAGUGGGAAAGGAAAAAGUAAAACCAUAGAAACUACAGAAACUAUAAGACAACUUCAAAAGGAAGGUACUUCUGAAAUAUCUCUCCUAAUAUUAAUUGAAUAAAAUAAUUGUCAGCACCGUGUUUGCUCACGCAAGCCCACGGAUAAAUAUCAACAGGACUCAUGCACAAGUAAAUAAGUUAUUUGUUUCUUGUUUUAGUUAUGAUUGAUUCGUUAAAAAGCACGUUUGCUUUUCCACCCGGCCUAGAGAUCGGUGUAUGUCGACUUUACCGGCAUCUUGUCACAUAACACCAUCAUGUUAUAAAUAACUUGGCCUUUAGUAACAGGGUAUGAUAGAAGUUAGGUUUUCCAUUUCUGCUACCAGGAAUUACAAAAUUGACACCUUUACUAACACCUUACUAGGGAAAAGCCAUGACUCAGAGGCUCCUCGACGAACAAGAACUGUGCCUACCCAGUCCUCGACCUUGAUAUCAGUACGAACAGCUUUUCUGGUACUCACUUUAAUCGCAGUAGCCUUAGCAACGACCAAAGCACCCUCAGUUAAAAUCGUCAUUUGCGUGCCAGCAAAUUUCGUCGGAAACGGCUCAAAGAUCUUCUUCAAUGAGGAUUUCCACGGAAGGCUGUUAUUAUCCAGAGGAUUUAGAGCAAAAAUGAACCAUUUUCAACAGUUUGGUAAGUUUCUAUAAAUCAUCUUAAAUUUAUACACCUUCAGAAGGCUUUUAUUUUUUUUCCAUGUUUUUUUUGUGGCGUACCUGUAAACUAGCUUUCUAGCUAAGCGUACCGACACCAUUAAAUACAUUGAUUGAUUGAUCUGAUUGAUUAUAUUGUGGUAAUUUUUUCACUCGGAGUAGAGUAAAAAGUGAUUGUGCGGGGAACAAAGUAUGCAUCUUCCUUAAUCUUUCUUUUUACCUUCAGAACUUACUGAUUACGAAAAAUCAAGCAUUUGAGGCAAAAACAUGUACCGGUCUUCAUCAGUGGCUUUGAACAUAUCGUGAUCUUCAUUUUUUUCUUUCUUUGUAGCUAUACCAUCAGCUUCAAAAAAAGUAUCGCCCUUAGAUAAAUGCCCCAACUCGUGCCACUUUGCUUGUGACGGACAAUCAGAGGGGUGCAUCUGUCCCAGAGGAUAUGAAAUGAACAGGGGAACCUGCCAUGGUGUGUAUCCUAUGUCAAAAUAUCUGUUGAUUUUAGUUGCAAAAGAUUGUGAUAGUAAUCUCGAAGACUUAUACAGUUUUUUAUUAUUAUUUUAUUAUUAUGACUAUGAUUAUUAUAAAUUAAAGGAGAGAUUAAGUAGUGUACAAGCAAGAGAGGAUAAUUGGUCUCCUCUUGAAGCGUCGAUGAGCAGAUUUUCCUCAUUUUCCUCAUUUUCCUCAUUUUUACUAUUUUCACUGAUUUUGUUAUAGAUAUUGAUGAAUGCACCAGAAAAAAGCAUAACUGUCAUGUACGAUCCAUGUGUAACAAUACCAUUGGUGGUUUUCUGUGCACGUGUGAUGAAGGAUACUGGGGAGAUGGAAUCACGUGCAAAGGUAUUUUUUAGAUCUGAGUCCAUUUCCCUCUGAAGACGUGCGUAAUGAGUUUUUGAGAAUGCUGAAAGCUGUGAAAAAAAAUUAAUUAAUCUUCCGAAAUUGUUCGCAUAUCCUAAAUACUUGAAGAAAUUUCUCUCUUUUUUAAAUUUAUUAUUUUAUUUAUUGUGAAAUAUGAAAUGUUUUCCGGUUCAAGAACUGGUAGCACAGCAUCUACUUACAUCAAAGUUCGGUUUAGCUUGCAGCACUACCCCUUGUCCAGAAAAUUCUUACCAAUCAGAAUCGUGCACGAGGACAAGCGACCGGGUGUGCACAGGUAAGUGUGACUCUGCUAUAGACAUUAUCGUGAACUUAAAGAUCGACUUUACGUCUUUUACUACCCUGACUUCAUUACGACUUGAAAGAACGUCUAACUCAAGCUUUAUUGGUUUUCAACUUACAGCUUGUAGCCCGAAAUGCGAAAAGACGACAUAUCAAGCGUAUGGCUGUGGGUUAACCUUCGACCGAAAGUGCGUCGGUGAGUAAACAGACUGUUGUUUUCAACUUCAUUAGUCUUUACUAGUUACAGUUUGGAUAACUUCCAUGAGAAAGCGCUUUUUUUUUUCCUUUCGAGGCUCGCUUGGCUUAAUGCACCUUUGAUAAGGAAUGGUAAACAAAAUUAUAUAGAUGAAUUAUGAUUUCUAACUCAGACUCUGAAAAUUCCUAUGACAGAUAUAUCCAAGCCCUUAACGUUGAGCAAAAGAGUAAAUGAUAAGGAAACCCUCGAAGGUAAGACCGAUGAUCAAUAUCAUUAAUGCAGGCUAUGUAAAAAAUGUCACAGUUGUUGUGACGAUGUGUGGCUCGAGUCCAUCGUUCACCCUUUCCUUCAAGAUCUCGCCUUAUUGCUUCUUUUUUGCCUAUCGAUCUGCUUCGCUUUAAAUUGUCCCUUAGGUUAACCUAACAGUAAAAAUUCAGCCCGAAUUUUCAUUCAGCAGAUUUUCUUCACAAAGUAACUCAGCCCGUCUAUCUAUACGUCUUAGUCUCUCUGCAGCUUAUUAUCCGAAAAUCAUGUCUGGUGUUCAUGAUUACACAGCAUGCCAUACUAGUUGAUUUCUUGAAAUGCCAUGCAUUUCAAAAUUUUCUUGAGAUUCUGCUGAUUUAAACAACUGAUAUAGAUAUAUGUAUCUUUUUUUUUUUGUUAUCAGCUCAAUCAGGCAGCAAGCUUUUUGUGCUUUCACCAUCGAAAGAAUUCGUUCUAUUCGAAGAUCGCCUCUGGUUAAACAGGACGAGUGAAACCUUUUUCCUUCAAGGAAAUUCAUCGAAGCAAGCUCGUUUGCAUCGAAAUUCAAACUUUCACGUAGACGUAAUAAUUGACGAGGCCAACCUAGUUCCAACGUACAGUGAUUAUGAUGCAGGGAACUCCUAUGAGGAAAAUCUCGAAUUUGCAGGUGUGCCAGGAUUCUCUGCCGUAUUUCACAACUACUGCAGGUACCCAGCACCAAAUCACUACACCAUCCAUCAUGUCUUGCAGCGUAAGCGCCAGACAAAGGUAUAUCCCGCCAAGUGUUUUCACCAUUCACGACGACUGUGCCCAGAUGACGUCGCACCAGGUGACUUAUAUCAUUACAGAUCUUUGAAUGACGCUUGUGAAACUGCGGAAACUUCCACCAUCUGCUCAAAACAUGAUCAGAGAGACUGUGUACUUCAAACAGGCUUGGACAAACUGUAUUGUACAAACUACACCAAUAUUAUCACCGAUAUAUUUGGCUUAAACAAAGCUGAAUUUAAAGAAAAGCCGUUGUUUUCCUUUCCGACACAUUUUUGCGCGCAUGCAUAUCGCGCUUGCAGAAUGUGUAGAAGUAAAUGUUCACAUUGUGACCAAUCUGCAAGUCAUGCAGACAGCUCAUGCUCCUGUUGCUACAAAGACUGCCUUUCUAGCUGUUCCGAUUUCUACAGGGAGUACAACUGUACCCAGAUACCAAAGAAAUGCGCUAGAGGAGACACCAGCCAGUUUCAAUUGACCAUGAACAAGCCAUCUAACUUGAAGUUACAGUUUAAUUGCUUUCUUCAACACAAUGUCCCAAAGACCUUGUAUACCCUACGAUACAGAGUAAAGCACAAGAGUGGACGCUUCGUUUCACAAUGGAUCUCUAAAACCUUGGAAACUACGUCAGGAGAAGAUUCUAAGUCAGUGAUGCACCAGGGAACUAAUCGCCUCGACUCCUUGGAAGUUUCCCACUCAGUAAAUUUUGAUAUUCCUAAUUUACUUUAUCUUCGAGCCCAGAGGGACACUGAAAAUAAACCGUACAAAUACACGGUAGCUAGCUUGGAGGGAGAAAACAUAACUUUAGCUAGAGCUAGCGAGGCAGGCACAAUUGAGAUUCUGACCAAGACACCAUUUUCAAUCACCACCAGAACUUGGAGUGAUGGUGGUAACUGCCAGAGUCUUUCUGAUUGGUCAAAGACCAUUCGCGGUCCUAUUUCAGAAUGGAUACCUGCAAAAGUGGAGCAUCUUGGUGUUCAAUCCCAGGGCGAGUUUGCAUAUCGUUUACAGAACUCUCAGCGAUCGCCUAUGAUGACAGUGACCAUUCCUGAAAAUGAAUCGAUUCUUAAGCAUGUCCUGACUAAUGCGACAAUUCGUAAUGACGAGACAUUUAAAAGUAGUUUGACUCGAACAAACACUAGUUGGAAUGCUAGGAUCGGUGGACUUCUGACCACUUGUCCUGGUUUCUUCACUCUUGAAGUCAUCGAUGAAGUGGAUAAUUUGAGAGUUAUGCAUCAAGAUGUGGUGAUACUUUGUCCAGCGACCCAAUUCGAGAUGGACAUACAAGUUCCAAGGAACGGUUUACAGGAUAAGGAGCGACUUUUUACCGUUCGUUUCUCUAACGCUAAACAAAAACUGGACCUGACGUUAGCCCUAGUUGACAAAGAAGCCAGGAAAGUGAGAGAACCAGUGGAGAAACAUCAUGAUACGAAACCAAACCCUUGGAUGAUAUUGAUGCCACUCUUCGUUAUCACGGGCUGUGUACUUCUUUCUCUGCUGGGUUUGAUCAUCUAUGCACAGGUCACGCAAAAAGACAAGGAUACUUCAACAGAUAAGAAUCAUUCUGGGUGGAAAUUCGUUAAGAACAAGAAAGUAUCUAUGGGUAAAACUGAAGUUGGGAGGGCGACUACUCCGCCAAAAGACGAAAACAGACUCAAACGAAGGCAUCUCAUCUUGGUUGCCUUCUUUGCCGUGUUUAGAAUACUUUACAGUAUGGCGUUUACGUUUUCGAUGGCUUUCGCCAUUUUGACGCUUCUUCACGCCGACAAUAUGAAAAUAAUUCAAGAAUUUCAAAACUUUGUGUACGAAAAAAUUGAAGAGAGUAAUGCUAUCGCUUUACGAAUGGACCAACAUCGUGAAAGAGAAGUCAAACGUCUUCUUGACGCUAGCGAAGACAUACAGAGAUCUUGCGACUACUUUAUUGGUCUACAGCUGCAUUGGCUGAGGUUCAACAGUACUUGCCUGAUACAGGAAAACCACCUGAAAAUGUUUAACAAAUUAAGUAGGAAAAUUGUCAGCAAUGUAGAAGAAAAAGUUCACAAAUUAAAGAGAGACAUUGACGAGCGAAUAAACGAAUUUCAGGGGGGUACCAAGAGACAGUUAAAGGAAGUCAAGGAGAGUUUGACGAACUACGCCAAAAGAGUUUUCAACAAUGGCUGGUUUGCUUUGCCGAAAGGGGCAUAUGAAAUAAAGAUGUCAACAUCCCGGAAGAGGAGAGGAAUCGUUGUUAAUGGUAACUCAACACGACAAUUCUAUCAUCCAAAGGAUGAAAAAUCAAGCGGUAAUGAAAACAAUGGGGGGCCCAGCAAGAAAAACAAGAAUGGAUAUUCCAUCAGAAGAAAACGGAGCAUAGCGGACAGUUCCCUCGUUGGAUUUCUUGAUUACGUUGGGGCUUUAGAUCAAGAAAAACUCAUUCAAGCCGAAAAUAACAUCAUUUCCAAGCUAGAAUAUGUAAAAGAAGGCCUGGGGGACUUUAGCGAAGUCCUAAAGACCGGCAAGUCGCCUGAACAUCCCCUUAGCACCAUACUCAUGUGUCCUCUAAGGUAUAUGUUAAAAUCCGCAAAGAAACAAGUGCAGAAAGGUAUACGGAAGUUGGUCGACGAGGGUGAGGAGUGGGCAAAAGGCAAAGCCGAAUGUUUUGAAGGGAAAGUCAGUCACUUCUUUGCUUCGAAUGACUCUGUUAUAGAAUUUAACGAAAGCAAAACAGAUACCGAAUUCUUCUCCGAGCGCAUUGUCUACGAAGAUGUCUAUGGCCUAGACACAAUUUCAAACGUUUCAAAAGCAAGCCAGUCAUCCAUCAUCAAGUCUGCAAAAGGAGGAUCCUUCUACAACAUUGAAAAGGGAGAUAUCAUGGAAGAAAUGGUUGACAGCCAAAAGGAAGAACUCCUUGAAAGGAAAGCAAAAAUAAAAAAUGUUACCAAAGUGUAUGACGCUGAAGUUUUCUUUACGACCAGAAAGGCCGUCUUAGGAGUGUUUGUGUUGCUCGAUAUUCUGCUCUUCAUAUAUCGCGGGUCGAAAACUUACCAAAUUGCUUUUAAAUUAAUCGAAGGAUUUGAGGAAAUUGUAAGCCACGACGAGGAUGAAUUUGACGAAAAACAAUCCAAAAUCAAGGAAAGAGCGGAGAAACUUCUUCGAAGGACCUUUGACCUCCUCGCUGAGACGUUUUCAAGGUUUAUAGCGCUCUGUAAGAGUCUUCAGAAACGUAUCAUGCGCACAAAUCUGCUCCCGCUGAUCAUGAUAAUUGCUUUGUCUACAGCUACACUGUACCUUAUCGUCGCUUUACUUUAUAAUGUAAUGAAUGUGACCGUUAUAGAAGAACUUGGUGGAUACAAUAUGAUUGCUUCUCGUCUGGACACGGAUCUCCGCUUCACAAACCUCGCCAUAGAAGAUCAGGUGGAUUUUAUCAAUAACAAUGCACUGGAUCAGUACAAGAAAUCCGUAAGUGCUUCCAUCAGUGAAUACAACAGCAUGAUCUUGGACCUCAACAAGGAACAGCAAGAGGGCAUGGAACGACUUAAUAGACAACUCUGUUCCCUGGAGGAUGACCCGAAAAACUGCUUUGGGGAACAAGCAUCUCUUCUGAAUUUUAACUUCCACUCCUGUAUUAUCCCGACACUGGAAGGAACACCUUAUGAGGAUUACGAAAGUGACGCUUACCGCCAGCGAAUUAAGCGCGAAUCAAAACGGUUUGUGGACGCCAUACGAAAUAUAAUAUUGGAGACGGUUUAUUUCAUUCUGGCGGCUGCCUUGUCGAUUUUGAUAAUCACAGCUCUUACCUACGUUGUGUUUCUGUUCUUUAAGGCAAGAGGGAUGGUUCGGUUGAAAAAAGUUCACGUGUAUAAAGCCCUGCCAGCUGAAAUUCUGGAGCAAUUUCAUUUGAAAACAAUGGAGUCGGAAGAUGAACACGAUGGCAGAAACAUACAUGACAAACACGGAGAUCAUCGUAAAGUAACGAUUCCUAAAGUCUUCCUCACGGCUUCAACAGAAAGCAUCAAUAGUUCGCGAGAAUCUGUCCAAACCUGCUAA